AUAUCUGAAGAAAAAGUUAUAGAAAAUAAAAAAACAGGCGUAACGGAUCUGAAAAGUAAGAAUGAAGCUUGGGAAAGAGUUACAAAAAGAUGCAGCCAAGGAUGUACACCUCGUAGUAGCAAGCAAUUGAAAAAAUGCUGGGACAACAUGAAACAAAAAAAAAAAAAGUUAAAUACUUCAAUGAAAGUUCAGCGUCUUAUGACGGGUGGAGGCGUUUCACCAGCAGUAUCUGUUGAUCCAGUCAUGGAUUUUAUGGAUGCUACAACUCCCAAUUUGGACUUGGAAAUAUCAUGUCCAUUUGACAGUACAGCUCAAUUUGAGAAUGAGUACAAUAUCGAGAGUAACUCAAACAGGCAAUUAAUCACUAAUAAUAAUGACGAGGAGGAUAAAGAUUCAGUAUUAGUAGCAGAUGAGGAAAAUGUUUAUUUACAAAAUUUAGAUAAAGAAAAUUCUGAAGGUCGAUACUCGAUGUCUAAUAUGAACAAAAUUGGCGCUGGCAGAACCAUGAAAAGGAAACAAAACUCAGUAUUAAAAAAUAAACAAGAUUUUUACAACAUAACAGAUGAAAAAGAGUUACGAUUAAUAAAGCUUCGCGAUGCAAUUGAGCAGCAGCGAGAACUUCAUUCGAUGAAGAUGAAAGUUGCUGAUGCAGAAGUGAAAGUUGUAUUGCUUAAACUGUCAAUGGCUGAAGAUAAAGUAAAAGAGCAAUCUGAGAUAUAA
Messenger RNA from Trachymyrmex cornetzi, 720 nucleotides. RefSeq lists its product as uncharacterized. The annotation marks the transcript as partial. The transcript is spliced from 3 exons. NCBI's taxonomy places the organism in Eukaryota, Metazoa, Arthropoda, Insecta, Hymenoptera, Formicidae. The record is from RefSeq and is a predicted model, not a curated record.